AUGUCAACCAUGGGUCAGGGCAAUUCGAGUCAUGGACAAACUUACAAGAAGCAAUUACACGAUAGCCUAUCAAUUUCAUUGAGCUAUUUGGAAGUGGAAGCCGAUGGCUCUCAAGUAUGCGAAUUGACUUUUAAAAACACUUCGAAGAAAAAUCUUACACUCAAUCCAGUACAAUCAACCGCGAUAGAAUCAAACACAGAAGUGCAAUCAAGUUGGCUACCGAGUUUCUUCAAGCUGUCAGGAAAGACCGAAGAGCAAACAGAACUAGUUACUCUGACCAAAGAUGAGCCAAUAACUUUGUUUUUGGGCCACUUGCAAUUGUUUGGCUACCUUGUCUUGAACUACAAAUUUCCAAUAGAUACUAGCUCGUUGGAUAUGAAUCGACAUCAGCAGUGGUGGAACAAUGUGGAAUACUUAAACCAGUACUGGCAUGACGAAGAGGCAGAAGGAGAAGGAGAUGGAAACGAUCCACAUGUAAUCGUUGAAAACACCCCAUUCGUUGCAGAACAAAUCAAGUCAAAGAUAACUAUUGGUGGUCACUUGGGCGGUGUCAAAGAUUUGAUAGUUGGUGAACACGACUCAAAGUCACUUGAUGUUAAUCCGACGUUAUUACACGAUUUGGUCAAUGUGUUUGACUCAUACCCCGCAGGCACCUCAACUCUUCCUUUGAUAGAUUUGACGGACUCAAUUUUACCAAUAUAUACAACUCCACAAUCGCUUUUGUUUUCUGACUUGAAUAUACCAAAGAAUUCGUCAAAAACAUUCAAAUUCAGUGCACCGGUGAAUAGUAAACUACCACCUAGUUACAACACGAGACUGACGGGACCAGCAUGUGAUCAAGGCUGGGUUAGUAUAAGAUAUUCCCUUGCUGUAAGCUUGCAGGAAAACAAUAUCAUUGAACCUGCGAAAACACUUUAUUUCCCCUUUAAAGUUUCCCCACGUAGAGUCGUCACAAAUAAGGUAAUGCAAAGGCUAUACUUUGAGGAGCCCUUGGGAUUGGAGAGCAGUUGGAGAAUAAAAAGUAAAGAGGAAGAGUCUUUGAGUUCGCCUUCAUUGAAUGGCACCUCAGCGAAAGCAGAUUUUUUGAAAGAUCUUUCGGAUUUGAUCGAUUCAGAUGUUUACAACAUGCCAAAAAUAUCAACAACAGAGCGAAGAAAGAGCAGUAUAAAUACGACGCAAAAGGAAGCUUUGGAUGAAGGAUUGUACACAGCGCAAUUGCCAUCUAAUAUGAAAACACUGUAUCAGUUGAAGGUCAACGACGAUGAAGUGUGCAAGAUUUCGAUUUCCAAACCUUACUACCACGUGGGCGACGACAUUCAUUUCAAAAUAGAGAUGAAUUUGAAUGAUAAAGAGUCACAGGUGAUUGGAGUGAUUGCAUAUUUGGAAGCUUAUGAAACUUAUCAUUUGAAAGAGAAUGGAGAAAGACAAGUUGUCAACAAGUACGAGGUUUCAGGAAACAUAAAGAUCAACACUUUGGCAACCAUAUUGACAAAUCAGAAGGACACGAAAAGUGUAGUGUCCGAGUCUAUCAACAUACCCAAAUACUUGACACCACAGUUUCAGAGUAAGUCAUUCAUGGAUUUGACGUAUUGGUUAAACUUUCAACUCAAUUUCGCCAAGCUUGCCGAUGAGGAUGUAAGUGCCACCGAUCUUGUUUUUAAAUCGAAUACAUUUUUACGAUCUGAUGCAAUUGGAAAUACGCAGCACUUUACCGUUCCCAUCCACAUAAUUAGCUCUGGGACAGAGUAA
Lodderomyces parapsilosis is the source of this 1749-nucleotide messenger RNA. RefSeq lists its product as uncharacterized. Gene Ontology annotation, cellular component: Ric1-Rgp1 guanyl-nucleotide exchange factor complex; Golgi membrane. The record is from RefSeq and is a predicted model, not a curated record. NCBI's taxonomy places the organism in Eukaryota, Fungi, Ascomycota, Pichiomycetes, Serinales, Debaryomycetaceae. The transcript has a single exon. The coding region runs from base 1 to 1749 and encodes 582 amino acids. Gene Ontology annotation, biological process: retrograde transport, endosome to Golgi.